Molecule: messenger RNA, 660 nt
Organism: Helianthus annuus (common sunflower)
Lineage: Eukaryota; Viridiplantae; Streptophyta; Magnoliopsida; Asterales; Asteraceae
Exons: 3
Coding region: 1-660 (219 amino acids)
Source: RefSeq, a predicted model, not a curated record
AUGGUGUUCAUUGACCUUGAAAAGGCAUAUGAUAGUGUACCACGCAGGCUAAUUUGGGAUAGUUUGGAGUGUAGAAGGGUUCCUGGGAAAUAUAUAGACAUCAUUAGGGAUAUGUAUGUUAGGAGUGAAGCUAGUGUUCAUGCACCUAUAGGGGAUACGGAUUUCUUCCCGGUGGAAGUAGGACUCCAUCAAGGGUCUGCGUUGAAUAAUAUUUUGUUAGUGACAGAGAGUAAACAAAGUCUUAAUGCAAGGCUAGAGGAGUGGCGUACAGCUUUGGAGGGUAAAGGUUUCAUGAGGAAUUACAGAGGGAUUAAGUUGUUAGGUCAUACUAUGAAAUUAUUGGAUAGGUUGGAAUGUAGAGGGGUUCCUAGGAAAUAUAUAGACAUAAUUAGGGAUAUGUAUGUUAGGAGUGAAACUAGUAUUCGUGCACCUAUAGGGGAUACAAAUUUCUUCUCUGUGGAAGUAGGACUCCAUCAAGGGUCUGCGUUGAGUCCGUUUCUUUUUGCGGUUGUCCUGGAUGAGUUGUCAAAGUUGAUUCAGGAGACAGUUCUGUGGUGCUUGCUUUUUGCGGAUGAUAUUGUGUUAGUGGCAGACAGUAAAAAAAGUCUGAAUGCAAGGCUAGAGGAGCGGUGUUCCGCUCUGGAGGGUAAAGGUUUAUAA